GUCCAUGCCAUAUGUUUGUCGAGAAAGCAACCGGAAGCAACGUCACUGAGUGGGUGAUAUCUUCACUUCCUGUAUGAAGGGUCACUACAAGAUGGCACCGUCCAGGCGCAGUCAUGCCAACAACACGGCUUGCGUUAUCCCUGGAGGAUUUACAGUGUUGCCCUUGAAGUUUAACUCAGACACAAAAUCUGAACACAAGUUGUACGUGAAGGAGCACAAAGUUCGGGCAGAAAAGAGUUCCCACCGACCGCUCGACCGGACGUUGUUUGUCCUCAACAUCCCACCAUACUGUCCGGAGGAUGUCGUCAAAGAACUGUUCUCACGGUUUGGCUCUGUUAAGUCAGUGGAGUUGAGUGACCACCCGGGCUCAUUGCUUCAGUCUGGGCCCAAACUGUCCAGAUUCUUUACACCAGCUCCAAAACAGAGCUUCAACGUUGGUUACAUUGUCUUCCGAAGCCCGUCCUCCGUUUCAGCCGCUAAAUCGCACCCCUGCAACGUGCCUUUGGUGGUCUGCUCACCCCAGCGAACAGUUAAGACAGGAGUAUCAAAAUGGAUCCAGCAGUACAAAGACUCCUUUGUUGAUGCGGACACGCUACAAAAUGUAGUCGAUGAGUUCAUGAAGGACUUUGACAAGAAGAAAGAAGAAGAAGAGAAGCGCUUGAAGCAGGAGGCGGAGCAACAAAAAGAGGAUGAGGAAGGCUGGGUGAAAGUCGGCAGGGGGCAAAAAGGCAACAAAGCACGUCCCCACAGUGAGGCCGCCAACCAAAAGACCCUCCGGAAGGAGAUGAUGAAGAAAAAGAGGAAGGAGCUCGUGAACUUCUACUCUUGGCAGCAUAAAAACACUCAAAAAGAACAUAUUGCUGAGCUCAGGAAAAAGUUUGAGGAGGACAAACAGAGAAUAGCGCUACUGAGGGCACAAAGAAAGUUUAGACCAUAUUAAAACACAACUGUUGUGCAUUUGCUCAGUUGACUGUGGACAAAAUUUAUUUCAUCCUUGUAAAAUUUCGAGCUUACUUCUUUGCAAUGGAAACGUCAAAGUAACUUGUUACAGAACUAGUUUUCAUUUAUGUCAGUUCAUUCGUGUAUAAAUUGUCAUGUUUAUCA
Molecule: messenger RNA, 1104 nt
Organism: Corythoichthys intestinalis (scribbled pipefish)
Lineage: Eukaryota; Metazoa; Chordata; Actinopteri; Syngnathiformes; Syngnathidae
Gene: rrp7a
Product: ribosomal RNA processing 7 homolog A
Exons: 7
Coding region: 74-940 (288 amino acids)
Biological process (GO): rRNA processing; ribosomal small subunit assembly
Cellular component (GO): CURI complex; UTP-C complex
Molecular function (GO): RNA binding
Source: RefSeq, a predicted model, not a curated record